CCUCGGUCCAGCUGUCAGCAGUACUUCCCAAUACCGUAAAACCACUAUAAGCAGGCAGGGAUCAUACGUACGAAAUGAAGAUCAAGGUUAUCACCAGGUCCUUGGACGACCACCUGCCCGCUUCCUCGGCGGCACCUCAUCCUCUCCAACGUAACCUCGACCCAGCCCUCCAUCCAUUCUCAAAGACCCGUGAAUACACUCGAGCAGUAACCGCCGCCAAGAUGGACAGGAUGUUUGCGAAACCUUUCGUCGGUGCGAUCGAGGGUCAUCAAGAUGGAGUGUAUUGUCUGGCUAGAGAUCCGAGACGGGUGGGCGUGGUAGCCGGUGGAGGCGGUGAUGGAGAGGUUAUACUGCACUCCCUUCCUCUCCGAAGACCUCUCCUCAAACUCCCUCAAGCCCACAAAGGCAUGGUCUCCGGCGUAACCUUCACCUCCCACACUUCGGACCGUAAACGAAACCUCCUCUCCUGUUCCUCUUACGACAUGACCGUCAAACUCUGGAACACCAUGAGGAUCUCCAACCACCUCUCCCACGUCGUCGAGAACGAGUCGGACCUCGACGAAGACGGGAUCGGCGGGUUCGAAGGGAACGCUUAUAAAGCUGCCGACGAGCAAGAGUUGGGGAAAGGGAUGUUGGAUGAAGAUCAGGCCAGGUUGGGGGAAGAUGGGAUGGACAUGGACGAUGAUGCGUUCGUCGAGGAAGAAGGUGGCGGGCUGAACAUCGUGGAUCAGGCAAAGAGGGAUGCGGCAGCGGCCAAGAUGGAGCCUUUGAUGGUGUACCAAGGCAAAUUCGGUUUCAACGGCAUCGACCACCACCGGACAGACAACAUCUUCGCUACGGCAUCCAACACGGUCCAGAUCUGGGACACGACCAAAUCCAGCGCGCUCUCCAACUUGCAAUUCUCAAAUUCGUUGGAGACGGUGACAAAAGUCAAAUUCAACCAGUCCGAGACGAGCGUGCUUGCGAGUAUCGGAAACGACCGGACGAUGUGUCUCUAUGAUAUCCGGACGGGCAAGGCGGAGAGAAGGAUCGUCAUGAACAUGAAAUCCAACUCGUUGGCCUGGAACCCGACAUUACCUACCGUCCUCCUGCUCGCCUCGGAAGACCACAACCUCUACACUUUCGACCUUCGUAAGAUGGAGACCCCGACCCAGAUCUACAAGGGUCACGUGGCCGGUGUGAUGAGCUGCGAUUGGAGUCCUACCGGAGAAGAAUUCGUUUCCGGCUCAUACGACCGAACGGUCAGGCUGUGGAACCGGGACCAAGGCCGAUCGAGGGAUACGUACCAUACCAAGCGAAUGCAACGUGUUUUCGAUACGGUCUACACGCCUACUGCGGAUUUCGUCUUGUCUGGGUCGGACGAUGGGAAUGUCAGGAUCUGGAAGACGAACGCCUCGGCUAAACUGGGACCGAUCGAUACGAGAGAAAGACAGUCGAUGGAAUAUCGACGCAAGUUGCGGGAAAAGUGGGGCAACGAAAAGGGAGUCCGGGAGAUCGAGAGGCAACGACGUCUCCCGUCAAACAUCAAGAACGCCGCCGCCCUCAAAAAGACCAUGUUGGACGCCCGGAAGACGAAAGACGACAAUCGGAGGCGACAUACGAGGGAGGGGCUGGAGAAGCCUUUGGCGGAGAGGAAGAAGGUCAUGGUUGCCGAGCAACAUUAGCGGGAAUCUGGGUGGUUCUGUUCGUGUUCAUGUCGCCGGUUACUGUACUUUUACCGUACCGUUAUGUAUUCGUUGUAUCCUCAUAUCACGCGGUACGAGUACCCUCUGUACGACAUUCUACACUCUAAUUAACUUUCCUGAGGGAGGUCUACCGAUUGUAGUCAUCGUCAUCGGUCAUCGAUCAUCGACCCGCCACCCCUCGUCGGUAUAGUAGUUUUCAAUUUAGCGUCCCUGGGGGACAAACCACGACUCAUCUCAUCGGCUAGCGAGCGAGGGUGCGGAAUGGCGCGAGCAGAGGUGUCAUCGGAUCGCAGUUCCGGAUGGGAAGGUUGGCGAGCAGUAUCUUCCCACUAUAUCUGAGUUCAUGGAUCAAGCAUCAAUCCA
Molecule: messenger RNA, 2048 nt
Organism: Filobasidium floriforme
Lineage: Eukaryota; Fungi; Basidiomycota; Tremellomycetes; Filobasidiales; Filobasidiaceae
Product: WD40-repeat-containing domain protein
Exons: 10
Coding region: 75-1664 (529 amino acids)
Biological process (GO): maturation of SSU-rRNA from tricistronic rRNA transcript (SSU-rRNA, 5.8S rRNA, LSU-rRNA)
Cellular component (GO): small-subunit processome; nucleolus
Molecular function (GO): protein binding
Source: RefSeq, a predicted model, not a curated record